UCCCAGACUACCCUGGGCGCGGCGCUGGCUGUUCGGCCACGUCCCCGGGCCACGUCGCUCCUUCAUCUCGCCAUUUUCGCCGCUUUCUUUAGGGGCAGCAGCUAAACCGCCGCCGCCUCCGCCUCCUUUCCCAGUCCCUCCAGUCGCCACCGCGCUCCCUCUCAGCCCGCCCCCGGCUUUGCUCGCUCCUGCCGCCGCCGCCAUGAACAUCUUCCGGCUGACCGGGGACCUGUCCCACCUGGCGGCCAUCAUCAUCCUGCUGCUGAAGAUCUGGAAGACCCGCUCCUGCGCCGGUAUUUCUGGGAAGAGCCAGCUUCUGUUUGCACUGGUCUUCACUACUCGUUACCUGGAUCUCUUCACUUCAUUUAUUUCACUGUAUAAUACAUCUAUGAAGCUUAUCUACAUUGCUUGUGCAUAUGCCACUGUGUACUUAAUCUACAUGAAGUUUAAGGCUACGUAUGAUGGAAACCACGAUACAUUCCGAGUGGAGUUUCUGGUUGUCCCUGUUGGAGGACUUUCAUUUCUAGUCAAUCAUGAUUUCUCUCCACUUGAGAUCUUGUGGACCUUCUCAAUCUACCUUGAAUCAGUUGCCAUCCUCCCACAACUUUUUAUGAUCAGCAAAACUGGGGAAGCCGAAACCAUCACCACUCAUUAUCUUUUCUUCCUUGGUCUAUACCGUGCCUUGUAUCUAAUUAAUUGGGUUUGGCGCUACUAUUUUGAGGGUUUCUUUGACCUCAUAGCUGUUGUUGCUGGUGUGGUCCAGACUAUUCUCUACUGUGACUUCUUCUAUUUGUAUGUUACAAAAGUACUCAAGGGAAAGAAGCUCAGUUUGCCAGCGUAAGUGCCAAAGACCAUCGCCAGCAUCUGUCCUUCAGGAUGUUUGGACAGAAUUCUUAUCACAAACAAAGGCAUAAGAUGCUUGAGACAGAAAAUCAGAAACUCAACUUUUUUAUUGCAGAUAGUCAUCAGCGGCUCUGUAAGAACACAGAGGAAAGUAAACCAGCGGAUUUCUGUUUUAUGCAUCUUGCCUUAUCUUUUUUUUAUUACUAUGUACAAAGAUUUUUUUACAUAAAGAAACUUAAUGCUGUAUUAAUAAAUUCAGUGUGUAGUUUCAAUUGGAAUAGUUCCAAAAGUGAGGUUUUUGUGAGGUUGUUUACAACCAGGAAUAAGUGCAAACUUUUUUAUUUUCAAGAAUUCUUUGAAAUUGCUAACUUUGUGUCUACAAUGAAAUUGUGCUACUAGGCAGUUGGUAGAUCAUAUAUUUUUCCUUCAAUUCCACUUGCAUUCCACUAUAUUUAUUUUUGCCAAAAGAUGAAUUAUAUUUGUUAAUUGAAGUCUGAGAUACCAACAUGGAAAGUGAGAAGCAUUAUGUUCAGUAUCUCUUAUACCACCUAAUGUGAAAAUGACCUUUGGAAAUCACAGCUGUACCAUUUAAAGUUGACAAGGAUAAAUUGAUUUCUAGGUAUGUAUUUUUCAUUACCAAAAAAAAAGAAAACCUUAAGUUGUGACUGGAGAGAACAAUCUAUUAUUGGAGACAACAAAGACACUGCUUUGAUGAGAAAAGACUUAUUUAGCUCCUAGAUUUAAAUUGGUAGUGGUUCUUAAUUAUUUGGUUUGUGAUACAUAUAUCUGUUCUUCAUUUGGUGGAUUGAGAUAAGAAGCGUAUUAAUAAUAUUGAAUAUAAAAUGCUCCCAAACUUUAUUAUUGCACCUCUACAGAAUGGACUGUUAAUUGUUGAUUGCAGUAAUCUAUAGGCAGCCCAUUUUAAAUGCUCUCUGUUUAUAAAGAGUAAAAAAGUAAGUAUUCCGAAAUGAAUAUUUUUACAAGUAAUAUCCAUAUUCAGAUUCAUUUGAUAUCACUUUUGAGGGAUUAGUUAUGAUUUACAGUUGUGUUUUUAAAUUGACAGCACCAAUUAUCAUUCUUUAUAUAAUGACUUUUUUUUUUAACUGAGCUGUUGCAUGACUUACCCUGUGUUACCAUCCAAAAUAAACAUUUUAUGAAACACAGAAUAAACUGUCUUUGUUUAUGAAUUAAACUUUUGGAGCAUUCUGUUUAAAUGAAUUUAGGUGUUUUUUUUUUUGUUUGUUUUGUUUUUGUUUUUGCAACAAAAGCUCUCGUGGUGUGAACUCUUAAAGGCCAUUUAAUAAUUAUACUUGCUUUUUCUAUUUUGUAAAAAUCCUAGAUUUGUUUCCUUCUGGUUUGCUGUUGUAUUUUGGCAUUGCUUCAUUUUGAUUUAUACAAAAAUUGAUGUUAGAUUUUUAUGUGAUGCACCAUAAAUAUUAUAAGUGUUGAAUACUAACAGUACUUAACUACAAGAAGGACAUAGUUUUGCCUUCUGCACUAAAAUUAUUUAGGGGAAUAUGCUGAUUGGGUUUUACUUUGUGUAAUGUUCUUUUAGUGUCACUAAACUAGCAGAACAGCUGCUUAGUUAUGAAUCUCAUACCUUUUUGCUCCUCCACAUUGUUUUUUUUCUUCUCCCUUUUGUAUGCCAGUUCUUCGUUUUCCUGCUUUCCAGCUUUUUUUUUCUUUCUUGUGUUGUUUUUUCCAUCUUCCUUGGAGUGAUUCUGAGAGGAUAGGAAAGAAGCAAAAGAAUAUGAUAUAUGUUUGACAGAAUAUCAUAUAUUCACUAUGAAAUAAUUCAUCUGUUUUCUGCAUCAUAAGUCAAAAAAGAAAUGGAAAUAACCAAAAAUAAAAAUAUUUGAAACCUUGGUUAGUAAAUGAACUUAUUUUGAAAAUUAAAAUUCCCAUUUUGUGAUUUAUUAUAAUGGAAUGACUAUUUUAGUUACUGUUCCCAGGCUGUAAUAAAAUUAGGUAAGAUUGGAAUAACAUUUUUCAAAUAAAUGUGUUUGGGUUGGGAUGAAAGCUGGGGAAGAAUUCUCAUUCACAUUGGAAAUUUAAUGCAUCUUCUGUGAUAUAUCUUCUUAAGCACUAUGUUAAAAUAGCUACCUUGCCCUACUGAAUAAAGUUUAUCAGGUAAUGUAAUA
This is a messenger RNA of Sarcophilus harrisii (Tasmanian devil), 2984 nucleotides long. RefSeq names its product KDEL endoplasmic reticulum protein retention receptor 2 (gene KDELR2). NCBI's taxonomy places the organism in Eukaryota, Metazoa, Chordata, Mammalia, Dasyuromorphia, Dasyuridae. Gene Ontology annotation, biological process: endoplasmic reticulum to Golgi vesicle-mediated transport; protein retention in ER lumen. The record is from RefSeq and is a predicted model, not a curated record. The transcript has 5 exons. Bases 203 to 841 code for a protein of 212 amino acids. Gene Ontology annotation, molecular function: ER lumen protein retrieval receptor activity. Gene Ontology annotation, cellular component: membrane; cis-Golgi network; endoplasmic reticulum.